AUGUUGUUCUUCAGCUGCCUAAUAAUCCUAUUGCACCUGCAAAAUGCUCUAUCACAGAUCAUUCCGCCAAAUGAACGCUGUGUAACAGCUGUCUACACAGCGUACCACUAUAUUUCUUUCUCGGGGCGACCAAAUAAAGGCCUGUGGGCGCCACGAUGCCGGAAUCGGCUACGCGUGCUAUCAAUCUACGCUGCUUCUGUCGUAUAUUGCUCAGACGCGGAAAGAGAAACAGGUUUCGCACAGCUCGAGGACCAAUGUCGAGAAUAUGCCGGUGUCGACUUAAUUCCUCGAGAGGAGUUUGCCGCGAAUCUGACGCAUGAAGUAAUCGGUCGGAUGCGGGUGGUUGAGUUUGGAGAGCUGCCGAACAAGGAACCUGUUGACACUCCUAUUUUGAUAUCCGAAUCGUACUACAGUCGUGUGUUCAGAACAAUUGAUGCCUGGCAAUUUGAGCUUUGGUCGCAUUAUGCAUUUGGAUACCUGGGAUAUGCGUAUUGGACCGUUGUCAUCGCCGCCGGAGCUCUGCACAAACUGGCUCUCCAUGCGAUUUCCUUAAAGCGAGCGCGGUCGCUACCUUUUUUCCCUUCAUUACUGUUGAUAUAUUACUGGAUACAAACCAGUUUGAUUAUUCCCGCUCCCCUCGCAUCGAGCAGACGCCGGCUUCUUUGGUGGACAUUCCCAGGUCGCAUCCAUGCGAUCGUCGUCUUGCUUUUCUGGAUUUUGAGCAUCGUGCUCUGCCUCAUCGGUUAUCGAACCUUUUCGGACAAUAUCUACUGGCCCGAAAUAUCGGCACAGCUCCUGCGGUAUGUUGCAGACCGCACCGGGAUCCUCUCUUUUGCCAACAUACCUCUAUUAUGGUUAUUCGCAGGUCGGAAUAACAUAUUUCUCUGGGCUACCGGAUGGAGUUAUUCGACUUUCAACAUCUUCCAUCGCCAUGUGGCUUGGAUAGCGACCCUUCAGGCAGUUGUGCAUACAAUUCUGUAUAUUGUUUUGUUCAUUCAAGCGGGAAAUGCGUGGAAGAAGAUGCAGAAGCCUUAUCUCUUAUGGGGCACACUGGCUAUGCUCGCCAUGAUAUUGGUCUUCCCAUUUGCGGUGGACUGGUUUCGACGAAGAGCCUAUGAGACCUUUCUCGUCCUUCAUAUUCUCUUCUCAGUUGUCGCUCUUGUCGGUUGCUUCUAUCACGUCAUCAUAUUUGAGGAUCACGAAUAUUGGUUCUAUCUCUGGCCGGCCGUUGUGAUCUGGAUAUCUGAUCGAGUCUUGCGCCUAAUUCGGGUAGUCUACUGCAACUUGCAUGUCCGACUCGGUUCCCACAGCCGUUUCCAAUGCACAGGAUGCGUUGCAACAUACGACAAGGCUGCUGAUAUCAUUCACUUGGAGCUAACCCCCGGCUCAGGUCUGCAGCCAGCUCCAGGACAAUACUACUUUCUUUACCAACCCUUCCGGCUCACGGGGUGGGAAAGUCACCCGUUCACGCUGGGGUCGUGGUCAUAUAAAGAUGGCGCACCUUCAACUCAAUGCCGUAGUCUAAAACGUGACUCGACCACUGAUGUCUCGGAAAUUCCUCUUCUACCUGACACUCCCAGUUCGGGCUCAGACUAUGGUUCAAUCGAUACUUCAGCCGACCCACCAGAGCGCAAACUCGCACUGCGUUUCUGGAUCCGACCUUAUGACGGAUGGACUCGCCAUCUCCGCGAUCAAUGCCUGCAAUCACCAACUCGGACAAUUCAUCCAAACAUCCUCCUCGAAGGACCGUACGGCGAGCAAUGUCCGCUCUGGAAGUAUGAAUCCGUCCUACUGAUCGCAGGCGGGACCGGGAUCGCCGCCGCGGUACCUUACAUCCAGGAUCACAUCCUCCGCUCUUCAACCGGCCGGACCUCGACGCAGGGCAUCCAUCUCGUCUGGACCGCUCGGCAGCCAGCCCUCAUGCGCGACAUCGCAGGGAGAGAGUUGAAGCAGGCUCUUCGCAGGAAGGACUUCCGUGUCUCGUUUUAUGUUACUUCCGAGUCUACGUCUCAGGAUGAGAUUAUGGAUGGGGUGGAAUAUGCGUGUGGACGACCCGACUUGCAGGCGAUAAUUACAGCUCAUGCGGAAGAAGCGAGACUUAGUAGUUCGUCUGUAUUGGUGUUGGUGUGCGGGCCUUCGGGGAUGGCUGAUCAGGCCCGCGCGGCUGUGCAUCAGGCUAUGCGGCGGGGAUGUCGAUCACUUCGAUAUCUAGAGGAGUCCUUCGAUUGGUGA
This is a messenger RNA of Aspergillus fischeri NRRL 181, 2232 nucleotides long. Its product is annotated as ferric reductase family protein. The coding region runs from base 1 to 2232 and encodes 743 amino acids. Gene Ontology annotation, molecular function: ferric-chelate reductase activity. The record is from RefSeq and is a predicted model, not a curated record. Gene Ontology annotation, cellular component: plasma membrane. Lineage: Eukaryota; Fungi; Ascomycota; Eurotiomycetes; Eurotiales; Aspergillaceae. Gene Ontology annotation, biological process: iron ion transport; intracellular iron ion homeostasis; copper ion import. The transcript is spliced from 7 exons.